Messenger RNA from Didymosphaeria variabile, 1251 nucleotides. RefSeq lists its product as uncharacterized. NCBI's taxonomy places the organism in Eukaryota, Fungi, Ascomycota, Dothideomycetes, Pleosporales, Didymosphaeriaceae. The transcript has 5 exons. The record is from RefSeq and is a predicted model, not a curated record. Bases 1 to 1251 code for a protein of 416 amino acids.
AUGAACGCGCCGGUCGCUCAGUACUCGCCAGAGUAUCUGGCUGAAGAUAAUGGCCUUGCGAUCAUCGCGACUGCGUCGCUAAUGAUAAUUUUCUGUACAGUCUUUGUUGGCCUUCGGUACUAUGCGCGUUACCUCACCUCGACUCAGUUCGGUGUAGAGGAUAUUAUCAUACCGUUCGCAUGGCUGGCGGAGUUGGGGCUAUGUGUUGUCGGCAUUCUCAUGGUGAAGAGAGCUGGAACGGGCCGACAUGCUGCAUUCAAUCUUCAAAGAGAUCCCUCAAGCCUAUCCAAGCACUUCAAAGGCGUCAUAAUCAACGAACUCCUCCACCCAGCCGCCGUUGCUUUCCCAAAACUCGUCGUGGUCGUUCUCUAUCUUCGAGUCUUCACGAAAAAAUUUGAGCGUGGCAUCGCCUGGGGGCUUUUCGUGGUGAUCCUCGCAGCAUUCAUCUCAUUCUUCGCGGCGACAUGCUUCCAAUGUACCCCAUUCCCUUACAGCUGGGAUAAAACGAUACCAGGAGGACACUGCUUCGACACCGUGGCUUUCGCUUAUAGCAGCAGUGUACCAAACAUCGUCACUGAUCUGGUCGUGGUUUGCCUACCGAUACGGACAGUACUGGAGCUUAAGGUCUCGACCGGAAGGAAGAUCGGCUUGAUGCUGAUCUUCUUGACUGGUAGCAUUGGCAUCAUAGCCUCUGUUAUCCGGACUGUGGUCUUCGCUAAGACGGAUAUAUUGGACGAUAUCACAUUCACCAACGUACCUCUAAUCAAUUGGACUAUCAUCGAACCAGGACUUUACCUUCUUGCCGCAUGUGCUCUCUCAUUCAAACCGCUCUUCCGCAUGGUAGCCAAGGCUUUGCACCUCGGUUCCAUAAUCACACACACCAAAUCGGCGCUCAACAAAACAUCGCACAACAAGACAAACCGAACACAACAGAAGGACAUUCAUAUGGAGACGUUCAAAUCGGCUAGUAGCGGCGGCUUCACUAAGCUGAGCGACGGCACGGGUGAGAAUAGUAAGGAUGUAGACGACAAACACUGCGAAGAAGUCGUAUGGUUUAAGAAGGGUGCGGGGCACAAAAAGGGGAUGAGUGAAGGCGCGUUGAGUGUUGUGGUGACGCGAACCGUGGAUAUACAGAGCGAGGAUCUGGACGAAGGGUACCAAGUAGAAAUUGGCAACCACGGUGGGAACGCCCGCGGUUGGUACAAUUUUACCCUCGAAUCCUAUCUGGUCACAAUAUCCGAGUGCAGAUGA